Molecule: messenger RNA, 2703 nt
Organism: Cylicocyclus nassatus
Lineage: Eukaryota; Metazoa; Nematoda; Chromadorea; Rhabditida; Strongylidae
Source: the annotation of a GenBank genome assembly
AUGAUGAAGCGGAGGCUAUUGACCAUAGUGUUCUUGGCGAUACUCGUUAUUGGAGUAACACUGACGGUCGUCCUCACAGUAGUAUUGACGAAGCCGAAAGGAAACAAAAGUGAAGGAGAAACCGUUUUGUACUUUGCCUUUUACGUCGGAAAUGACGGCAGCCCUUCCGUCAGAAGUUUGCGACAAAGACGAGACGUCAGCGGGGACUGUAGUUUGAACACGGACAUCGACAACACCCGAGACACUAUUAACGCACUAAAAGAUGAAGACCAACAGUACAGUUACAUCUUAUACACGGGUACCUCUCGAACUAUAGGUCCUUUCAAAGCGCUGGAUGCAGUGUCAAAUUUGGCUUCAGUAACAGAGGAUCGGAACAAUUACGAAUUAAAGCAAUCUUCAGCAAUGAAUGAAUUCAUACAAAACACACAAGGACAUCCUGACGAUAAGCUUGUCUACUACGUGCCGUGCGACGUUGAAAACAGGAGUGACCCGGCUGAUCAGGCGGAGUUCGUCAAGUUAAUGAAGACUGCCGGCAUUGACAACAAAGUCCUUGUUGCCUCUUCCACGCUUAAUGCUUCUACUGUUGCUUCAAUGUACGAUUUGGAUGAGAACAAUGUUUUCGGUACAGACUCACAAGGUAGUCUCGUGAACAAAACGACCGGUUUUGGGACGAAGGAUGAGAAAAAGACUACCGCCGUUCGUACUACGCUAAAAACUACUUCCUCCGCAAGUACUAGAACGACUUCCCCAACGACAAAGCACAUCACCACAACCACUCCCACAACGACAUCAACUCCAAGCACGUCUCAACAAACCACUGUGCGCACAGUUGCUCCACUCACGAGUUCUACUCCUGAAACUUUUACUACAUCGAAAACAAUUGUCACUACGAAACCACCUGCGCCCUCAUCAGGCGCAAGCUCUACAACUUGGGAAUCCACUUCCACUUCAGGUGGCGGUACAACAAUCGCGAGCGGAACAAGUCCAACAUCCAAAGCUAGCACGGCUCCAACGGCGCCGGGUUCCACUUCUGAAACUAGCAGAAUACCUACGACGCAUGCGUCAGGGUCAUCCGCCGCUACCAGUACGGUUUCUUCUUCUUCUACUGCUGCUAGCAUGAGUACCAUCGAUACUGAACAAACUACGCUAGCUCCAACGACAGCUUCAACAUCCACGAGUAGUAGUUUGGCCCAAUCGACUGCGCACGUCACGUCUCCCUCACCAUCCGCAUCGUCUUCGCCUCAAACUACGCCUGCUCUAGCUACAAGUGGGACGACUUCAACAACCCAAGCUAGCACUUCGAAUGCACCCUCUAGUGCAGGAACCACGUCCAAUCAGCCACAAAGCACGUCUUCCUUAGCUCCCACUAAUGAGAUAAGUACGAUUAAUGGCAUUGUGAGUUCGGAAUCUCCCACCACGCAUGUAAAGACACCAACAGUAGCUAGCACUACUCCUCCGCCUACAACUUCCCAAUUCUUCUCAACAAGCACUAGUGAGAUUACAACUACCGACACCGGUCACAAAGCGAGUACUCUUAUAACGUCGGAGCUUACGACAGGCCCAGAGACUAGCACUAAGUUACCAACAACUUCAUUUGCUGCUACCACAAGUGAACCAGCGACGACAGCUGAGCCCUCUUCAGCAACAAGCAGCCAAGCAACAACCUCCUAUUCUGGAACGGCAACACGAAGUACUACUGAGCAGUCAACUACCAACAGUUACGAAGGUUCGACUGCAGCGUCCACAAAUCCUGCUACACAGUCAACAGCUUCUAAUGGAACGUCUACCACAUCACCAAAUGCUGUGACAUCAGAGUCUACAUCAAGCGGUAAUGGAGGUACUUCUGAAAGUUCGACUAUCACAGGUAUGUCGCCGACAGUACCCAACACAUCUGAAGUGACGAACACUCAAGCAUCAAUGUUUUCUACACCUUCGAUGUCAGGAACAUCAGUAACGACAAGUGAACAGUCGAGCGUUAGUGGCUACGGAAGUUCGACUACGGGAUCAUUUAACUCCUCUUCUACGGAGUCAUCAGGAGCUACUGCCUCGUCUGAUACUAUUACAGGUGGAACACAGAUGACCGAAUCAACAGUGUCUAUCGUCGCGGAAGGAUCUACACAAAGCUCUGUUUCCGCUGUUUCGGUCAUAUCUACAUCUGGAGAAUCAGCGCUGACUACUUCUUAUAACUCAGCUUCGACUGUAUCGAGUACGAGUGGAGGAUCAAAUGGUACUGCCGCUCCUGAAACAACAACUGUCGCAGGUGACCUGUCCACAGCAUCUGGAGCUUCUGGAGCGACAAACGCCCAAACUUCAGCUGAAUCUAGGUCGUCAGCUUCAGGAACAUCAGUAACAUUCACUAAACAAUCAACCACUAGUGGUUAUGAAGCUUCGACAACUGGAAUGUCAAUGGGUACGGUGACAGAGUCGUCUGAUGCUACACAAUCGCCUGUCACAGUUGAAACCGCCACUUCCACAACUGGAGAAUCCACGUCAAUCAGUCCCUAUAAUUCAAGUUCGGCCAUAUCGACUACGUCUGUUCCAAGUGAAAAUUCAAGUCUUAGCUCAACUUUCACAGCCGCAACCUCCACAACUGGUGAGUCAUCGACGGUUGAGGUGUCGUCAUCUGCCAUUCCUGAAACAUCAACCAGUUAUUACACUGAUGGAUCAUCAACUUCGCAGAAGAAGGAAGAUCCAGACGAAUAA